Messenger RNA from Knipowitschia caucasica, 702 nucleotides. The record is from the annotation of a GenBank genome assembly. Lineage: Eukaryota; Metazoa; Chordata; Actinopteri; Gobiiformes; Gobiidae.
AUGAAAAGCAAUGCAGUUGAAGGCACAGAAAUGCAAAAGAUCAGUAAAGUGUCUGUGAACUCUACCCAUAACAACGGUGAGCAGUCUUCUGGCAACGCCACUCUCGGCGACGUGUCUUCUGGCAACGCCACUCUCGGCGACGUCCAUCCCUCUUCUGGCAACGCCACUCUCGGCGACGUCCAUCCCUCUUCUGGCAACGCCACUCUCGCCGACGUCCAUCCCUCUUCUGGCAACGCCACUCUCGCCGACGUCCAUCCCUCUUCUGGCAACGCCACUCUCGCCGACGUCCAUCCCUCUUCUGGCAACGCCACUCUCGCCGACGUCCAUCCCUCUUCUGGCAACGCCACUCUCGCCGACGUCCAUCCCUCUUCUGGCAACGCCACUCUCGCCGACGUCCAUCCCUCUUCUGGCAACGCCACUCUCGCCGACGUCCAUCCCUCUUCUGGCAACGCCACUCUCGCCGACGUCCAUCCCUCUUCUGGCAACGCCACUCUCGCCGACGUCCAUCCCUCUUCUGGCAACGCCACUCUCGCCGACGUCCAUCCCUCUUCUGGCAACGCCACUCUCGCCGACGUCCAUCCCUCUUCUGGCAACGCCACUCUCGCCGACGUCCAUCCCCCUCUUCUGGCAACGCCACUCUCGCCGACGUCCAUCCCUCUUCUGGCAACGCCACUCUCGCCGACGUCCAUCCCUCUUCUAUGA